Leptomonas pyrrhocoris is the source of this 1010-nucleotide messenger RNA. RefSeq lists its product as hypothetical. The record is from RefSeq and is a predicted model, not a curated record. The transcript has a single exon. The coding region runs from base 168 to 1010 and encodes 280 amino acids. NCBI's taxonomy places the organism in Eukaryota, Euglenozoa, Kinetoplastea, Trypanosomatida, Trypanosomatidae.
GUGAAGCUGCCUUUUUUUUUUCUUGGGCGCGCUGCAAGCACUGACGCGCGUGCCAACGCCGAUAUCCAAAGCAGCUUCCAGAAGCGGCCCGCGCCACAACGAGUACUAGCAACAUUUUCAACGUUCGAUUUUGCUUUCUUUUCUCUCUCUCUCUCUUCCCUCCUAACAUGUUCGAACUUCUCCUACGAGGCUACCUCGUGUACCUGUCCUUUGUUCAGCCCGUUGUUUACGGUGCGCAGCUGUGUCAUUCGCCCAAUCCUGACCCCCAGCAGGUCACCAACGUCACAUUGACGCUCAUCUUCUCCUGGCUUUUGGAGGUGGCCGAUGUGGUCUUUCUCUCCUCCUUCAUCGCCAUGCGCUGGCUCUACGUGUGCGCGCGUAUCGUUCUGGCGUUGUACCUUGCACACCCACGCUUCCUCGGAUCUGUGCAGAUCUACCGCAAGCUCUUUGCCACCCUCGUCGACAACUACUCCCCCGUUGUGGACUCCAUUGUCGUCCGGCACGUGCAGACGAUUGGUGAGUCGGGGCUGAUGCAGUACGGAGCUCUGCUCAGCGCGGGGCUUAUGCGCGGGGUGGCCGCGUUGGGUGGGAUUGCGAAGACGCUGUUGGAGGCGUCCGCGGCGACGUCCGUGCCGGCAGCCUCGCUGCCCCGGCGCAUGUCGCAGGCACGCGAUGACACUGCUCUCGAAACCGCUUACGGCGAGCACGUAGAGGCCGUUCCACCACCGCUGCCGCCGGCGCGUCAGUCGCCGCCUCCCGCGCGCUCCCGCGCGAUACAGCCGCCGUCGCUCUUUGAAGAUGAAGGUGAAACUUCCCCCUCCUCGUCCUCGGAUGUGGAGUACACCUUUGAAGAGGUGCGAGCGAGGAAUGCGCGCUCGUGGAGUGAGGCCGACGACAACAGCGAGCCGGUGCUCGGACUCGGUGUGACGAACCGGCUCUAUCGCGAACCCGAGACGGUGGUCAAUCGUGCACGCUACAAAACGAACCGCACCAACCCUUUCGAUGACUAA